Molecule: messenger RNA, 1605 nt
Organism: Pteropus alecto (black flying fox)
Lineage: Eukaryota; Metazoa; Chordata; Mammalia; Chiroptera; Pteropodidae
Gene: CTSS
Product: cathepsin S
Exons: 9
Coding region: 418-1440 (340 amino acids)
Biological process (GO): immune response
Cellular component (GO): lysosome
Molecular function (GO): cysteine-type endopeptidase activity
Source: RefSeq, a predicted model, not a curated record
GAGUUAUGUUAAAAGGAGUAAGAUGGGUUUUCCUAGGAAAUCUUGGAGGAAGUGGGAUUUCCUAAUCUCUUCAUAACUAAAUUUUUCCAUCUGAAAGCUGAUGUUUUUAGGUAAAAUGAGUUAUCAGAAUGAAGAGGGAUUAAAGGGAAAACUUGUACUGCUCUUAUGUUGCUGAGUUGGUUGUACUGGGGGCUUUUUCUUGAUGCUCAGAGUACCCACUUUGUCUCUAAAACCAGAGAGAGAGGGCAGGAGACAGCUGAUCGGGUCAAAUUUCAAAUGAAACUGAAAUGAAAGUUCACUUCCUCAUUGUGGAUACCUCAUGUGACAAGUUCUAAUUUCUCCAUAAAGUCAAUGUAGCUGAAGUCACUUUGCUGGCUUUGAACUUUUAGAGAGGACCCACCUUCAAGCACUCCUAGUAUGGGAGCACCUGCUGUUUCUAGCAUAAUGAAAUGGCUGGCUUGCGUGCUCCUGGGGUGCUCCGCAGCGGUGGCGCAGCUGCAGAGGGACCCCACGCUGGAUCGCCACUGGGACCUCUGGAAGAAGACUUACAGCAAGCACUACAGGGAAAAGAUUGAAGAAGUGGCACGGCGUCUCAUCUGGGAAAAAAACCUAAAGUUUGUGAUGCUUCACAACCUGGAGCAUUCAAUGGGAAUGCACUCAUAUGACCUCGGCAUGAACCACCUGGGAGACAUGACCAGUGAAGAAGUGAUUUCUUUGAUGGGUUCCCUGACAGUUCCCAGUCAAUGGCAGAGAAAUGUCACUUACAAGUCAAACCCUAAUCAGAAAUUGCCUGAUUCUCUGGACUGGAGAGACAAGGGGUGUGUUACUGAGGUGAAAUACCAGGGUUCCUGUGGUUCUUGCUGGGCUUUCAGUGCUGUAGGGGCCCUGGAAGCACAGCUGAAGCUGAAAACAGGGAAGCUGGUGUCUCUGAGUGCACAGAAUCUGGUGGAUUGCUCAACUGAAAAAUACAGCAAUAAAGGCUGCAAUGGUGGAUUCAUGACAAGUGCUUUCCAAUAUAUCAUUGACAACAACGGCAUCGAUUCAGAAGCUUCCUAUCCCUACAAAGCCCAGGAUGGAAAGUGCCAGUAUGACUCAAAAUUUCGAGCUGCCACAUGUUCAAAGUACACUGAACUUCCUUUUGGCAGUGAAGAGGCCUUGAAAGAAGCUGUGGCCAAUAAAGGACCGGUGUCUGUUGCUAUAGAUGCGAGCCAUCCUUCUUUCUUCCUCUACAGAAGUGGUGUCUACUAUGACCAGUCCUGUACUCUGAAAGUGAAUCAUGGUGUCUUAGUGGUUGGCUAUGGUAACCUUGAUGGGAAAGACUACUGGCUUGUGAAAAACAGCUGGGGCCUGAACUUUGGUGACAAAGGAUAUAUUCGGAUGGCAAGAAAUAGUGGAAAUCACUGUGGGAUUGCCAGUUACCCAUCUUACCCAGAAAUCUAGAGGAUCUCUUCAUUUUAUAACAGGUUAUUGUUAUAAUCAUGAGAAUGUAAAUUGUGGUAUGCUGGCGAUGAGCUAUGGCAACUUCAGUGGAAGAAACUAAGCUAUUAAUGUGGCUCACAGUGUAUCUUAGCACAUAAACGGAUUCAAUAAAAUAUUUUAAAUGAA